AUGUUCAAUGAACAGCGUGUUUGGCAACGUCUGGAUGAUUCGGAUAGGAACAUAACUCUGCGUCAACUGGAUUUACGAGAUUACGAUUUUAUUGAUGCAGAUGAAAUAUCAAAAGAAACCUCAUUAUCAACAAUUACCCUACAGCCAUCGAUUCCUACUCUACCAUCUUCUAUACUUUCUUCUGAUGCUAACGAUAUUCAGAAUUCUGCAGCCAAUUUUACCACAGACAAAAUAACACUCCGUUUAUGUACUAAGCCUCGUAAACGUGAGUCUUAUGUAGUUAUUUCAAUAUUGAGAACAUCAACAAUUAAUGAUGUGAAGAUAAAAGCAAUUGAUCAACUAUCGAAACGUGGAAUCCCUUCCAAUCCAGUACAACUUCUACUAUAUAUUCAUUGUAUAUGGGAAGGGUUUGAUAAAGAAAAAGGAGAUAUUACAUUACAACAAUUACAUAUUCGUAAUGAUACAUAUAUUAGCAUGGAAACGGAAGAAAAUCAUCUCAGUGAUAAAAAACGAACUUUUUUGCCUGAAAACUUAUCCCAUGAACAACAUCAUUCAAGAAAAAAUAUCAAAGAUCAAAUAGUACCUCCUUCUACUACUUCCAAAACUGCAUCUAUUGUCGAUAACGAUAAAGUGUGUCAAUCAUUAUCUAAUGUUUCUGCUGACAUUCAUCAACAGAAUCAAAAGCAAAACCAAAGCACAGAUAAAGAUAAAACCGAAAUGAAAAAAAAUUAUUCAAUCAUCUAUCCUCCAGGUUUAUGUGGUUUAACGAAUACUGGUAAUACUUGUUUUAUGAACAGUGCAUUACAAUGUUUGAGCAACAUUCCAGAGUUAACUCAAUAUUUUCUUAAUCCUCAGGAGAAUAACAACAACAAUAACCGUAACACACCCGUAACUCUAGCUUAUAAACAUUUGAUUCAAUCGAUGUGGUCUGGAAAACAUUCGUGUAUUGUACCAAACGAAAUAAAAUAUCGUGUAAGUCAAAUAGAUCGGAUUUUUUCUGAUAAUAGACAACAUGAUUCUCAUGAGUUUGUUAACUCUAUGAUUAAUAUAUUAUAUAAUGAAUCAAUCAACAAUGAGAAUAAUAAUAAAUUGACAAAAAUUAAAGAGAUAUUUCAUGGACAGAUAUCAUCGACAGUGAAAUGUCUUCAAUGUCCAUCAACAGAAACAGUAGUUGAAUUAAUUAAUUGUCUUCCAUUACCAUUAGCCGCAUCAAACAAAGUCAGUAAACAAGAACAAAAUUUAAUUAAAAUCGAUUAUAUACAGAUAAAUGGCAAUCAUGAAUCAAUCUUAGUUGAACUAUCAAAGAAAAAUAGCACACUCGAAAUAUUAAUUGAAAAAUUUAUUAAUAAUUAUAUAGAAAAAAAUAUAUCAGAAUCAUCAUCAACAAACACAAGAGAAAUACCAUCCGAAGCAUUGAUACCUGAACGUGAUCGAGUAUUCAUAGCAGAACUAAUUCAAAAUCGUUUUAUUUACCCUUACACAAAUAUUAAUGAACCUUUACAUAACACGUAUGAGAAGAAUAUUACUAUAUUUGAAUUGCCUANAGCAGAACUAAUUCAAAAUCGUUUUAUUUACCCUUACACAAAUAUUAAUGAACCUUUACAUAACACGUAUGAGAAGAAUAUUACUAUAUUUGAAUUGCCUACCAGUAACAGAAAUGUAAUAAGACCCUGUUUGUUCGAAGAAACCGAAAGCGUUUGUUGUUUUCGUCCACCAGUCUAUCUUUUAAUAUCAACGAUGGUUAAACUUCAUGAACAUUUGAAUAUAAUAUUAGACCAUAUUUAUUCUGUUACUAAUCAAAAAUGUGUCCAUAAUAUUUAUUGGACAAAAAAAGGUUAUUCUCAUAAACAUAAUUUAAAUUUUGAUGUAGAAUUUGAUUUAUCAACAAUUGAUCAAAUUACAAUUGAAUUACCAAGUUCAAUCGUAUCAAAAUAUGAAAAAUAUUAUGGUAAAAAAUAUUUAGUUAAUAUGAACGAUGCACCAUUAACACUUGAUAAUUUAAUGAAUGAUUUUUUUAAAGAAGAUUUAUUAGAUGGUGAUUAUUAUUGUCAGAAAUGUGGUGCUACGACACAGGCUAAACAAAAAUCAGACAUAUGUUUACCAUUACCAACAGUAUUAAUUAUACAAUUAAAACGAUUUAAAUUUAAUAAUAGUUAUAUUAAUGAUAAAAUUAAUACAUUAAUUGAAUAUCCAAUAAAUGAUUUUGACUUAAGUAAAUAUAUUAAAGAUGAUAUGAAAAAAACGAAUAAAAAAAUACCAUUAUAUGAUUUAAUUGCUGUAUCAAAUCAUUCAGGUGGUACAUCAUCAUUUGGUCAUUAUACAACUUAUGCUAAAAAUUCUUUUGAUGGACAAUGGUAUUCAUUUAAUGAUCUAUACAUAAGAAAAAUAACAAACACAAAAGAUCUUUUAACGGACAAUGCUUAUGUCUUAUUUUACUCACAAAGAAAGGAAUGA
Messenger RNA from Didymodactylos carnosus, 2454 nucleotides. The record is from the annotation of a GenBank genome assembly. NCBI's taxonomy places the organism in Eukaryota, Metazoa, Rotifera, Eurotatoria, Philodinida, Philodinidae.